Molecule: messenger RNA, 952 nt
Organism: Daphnia pulex (common water flea)
Lineage: Eukaryota; Metazoa; Arthropoda; Branchiopoda; Diplostraca; Daphniidae
Product: hepatitis A virus cellular receptor 1-like
Exons: 2
Coding region: 142-840 (232 amino acids)
Source: RefSeq, a predicted model, not a curated record
UUGAGUUUUUCAGAUGGAGUUUUACAUUAGUGAACUUCCAGGGUGGAUAAAAAAGCAUUACAUUAAGCGGAUUGAGUCAGUGCAACUUCGUAGUUACAAGGAGGCUAGUUCCACAGUUAAGACGAUCCUACGCAAAUCAACAUGAAGACUCUGGCUAUUUUAGCGGUUUUGAUAGCCGUCGUUACUUCUGCCAAUGUCGAUUCACCUAGAAUCCGGUCCAGCUUUAGCGAUGUUCCCAUCGCACCAAUUCCUUCGAAUAGAGCUGUUACUACUGUACGCACCACCACCACGCUAACCACUACUAUAACAACCCUAAUUACUAAAUUGACUACACUCAUAGUCAGAGAAACAACAACCAUUCCAACCACUAAAACGUCAACUUUUACAGAACGCCCUAUGACCACCAUUACAAGUACAACUAUAGUACCCACAACAAAGUUCAUUACUACAACCCUGCGUCCUGCCACCACAAUUAGUACAACAAUAACCGUCCCUACCACAAAGACACUAACUUCUACCACACGUCCUUUAACUUCCACCACAACCACUCUAACGAUCCCCGUAACAACUAUCAUAACUGAAACAACAACGUCAGAGAUUACGUUUACAGACACGGUAACUAGUUUCACAACUACAACGGUGUUUCCUACAACAACAGUCGACCCUACCGCUACUUCUCCGGUUGAGCCCACGGUGGAUCCCACUACUGAUCCUAAUUUUACAGAUGCACCUUGUGAAUGUGAAUGUACUACGGAUGGGAUAACAGACAUGCCGACGGACACACCUACUGUUGAACCAUCGAUCAGAAUGCAAUUUAUGGUCACUGAUUCUUAUUAUUAAUGUCGACGACUAUUUCUAGUUUUUUUUUCUAUCUACUGGGGUCUUAAAAUUUCAACUCUAAUUAUCUAACAUUUUUAACAUCGGUGAUUGGCAAUAAAUUACUGCAACGGGA